Oncorhynchus tshawytscha (Chinook salmon) is the source of this 1054-nucleotide messenger RNA. It is a transcript of the gene ebpl, whose product is annotated as EBP like. Bases 443 to 1039 code for a protein of 198 amino acids. Gene Ontology annotation, molecular function: cholestenol delta-isomerase activity. The record is from RefSeq and is a predicted model, not a curated record. The transcript is spliced from 4 exons. Gene Ontology annotation, cellular component: membrane; endoplasmic reticulum. Lineage: Eukaryota; Metazoa; Chordata; Actinopteri; Salmoniformes; Salmonidae. Gene Ontology annotation, biological process: sterol metabolic process.
GAGGGCGCAGAAGUGUAGAGAUUUAUCCGACAGCCAAUCAUGUACUUCUGACAGCGUGACACUGGGGCAGGGGGAGACGACCACGGAAUCCAUUUGGGACAAGACCAUAGAGAAGGAUAGAGGCCUCUAGUGGCAAACAAAUAUAUAUUAGGAUGGGAAGCGCCAUUGAGGGCUUCCACCAUUGUAAUGAAGUCAACUGGGUGGGACUUCCAACUUCAUUGAAUGAUCCCGCAUGGUGACUCUGUUAGCGUCAUGUCCAACCGGACGGAUCAGCCAAUCAUGAAGAAGAAAAUGUACUACUUCAAAAUUGAGAUUGACAGCAUCGGCAGGGCAGGCAGACGCAAAAUGGCACAGAUGAGUCAUCUAUCUAGCUUUAUGGACGAGACAAUAGUUGCAAGUUCAAAGAGUAAUUUGCAUGGUUUGAGUAGAGUUUUCUGUGAAAAUGGUAUCGGCCGCGUUUAAAGAAACCCAAUCUCUCUUUACUCCAGUGACGGUUUAUUCUCUGCUGGCCUGCGCCACUCAGUUCGUCGUGGGAUACAUCCUCGCGCAGAUAUGGGGAAGAAAAUGCUCUGGAACUGAUAGAUGGGUGCUCGUGUGGCUUUUCUACGACGCAAUUGUUCACAUUACUUUGGAAGGACCCUUUGUUUACAUGUCACUUGUUGGAACCGUGGCAACUUCAGACAAUAUUUUUGCUGAACUUUGGAAGGAGUAUGGAAAGGCAGAUGAGCGCUGGCUCCACUCUGACCCCACCAUCGUCUCCUUGGAGUUGCUGACGGUGGUCCUGGAUGGCAUCCUGGCGCUGGUGCUUGUCUAUGCCAUCGUCAAGGACAAACACUACAGGCACUUUGUCCAGAUCACGUUGUGUGUGUGUGAGUUGUACAGAGGCUGGGUGACCUUCUGUCCAGACAGGCUGGCAGGCAGCCCCAACCUCAAAUCAGACCACUGGCUCUACUUAUGGAUCUACCUGGUCUUCUUCAAUGGGGUGUGGGUGGUGGUGCCUGGACUGCUGCUGUGGCAAUCGUGGCUGUCACUCAAAUGACUUCACCUCUCCUAC